AUGGAGAAUCAGAAUACGAAGGAUAAGAUGUUUCAGAAGUUUACAUGGACCCUUACAAACUUCUCCAUGUUAGGCUCCAAGGAAUUAUUCUCAGAGACGUUUUCUCUCGAUGGCCACACAUGGAGGAUUUUUAUGUUUCCAAAAGGGGAUGAUGGGGACUUUUUGUCAAUUUAUUUGGAUGCUGGUGUUGAUACUAUGCCUCAUAGAUGGGAAAAAAUUGCGAAUUUCAAACUCAUUGUGAUUAAUCAGCUCAAUGACGAAAGAAAUAUAAUAAAAGAAAGUAGCCAUACGUUCAAUUCAGAAGAUGAUGACUGGGAUUUCACUUCUGAUAUAUCUUUAGAUGAACUUUGUGACUCUAAUCGCGGGUUCAUUUUAAAUGAUACUUGUAUAAUUGAAGUUCAUAUAGUGAUUGAUAUGUUAGAGCAUGAGAAACAAGUUGAUGUAUCAGAGAGGAACAUAGACAAUAUUAAGCUUGUUGAAAGCAUUGAGAAUCGUUCAUCCGUGGAAAUGAUUUCAACCCAAUCAUUUGGUGAGGUGGUGGAUUUUAGGAGUAUAGGAAAAGUAGAAAAAGAUUUUAUUCCUCUAUUGGAAGAUGUUUGUUCAAGAUAUCCCUCACUUCUGAAUAGCAAGAAGCGGAGAAGUCAAAAAUUUAUUGAAUGGGCUUUAACAGCUUUGGGUAGAGUUCUUUAUUUUUUGAACACUAAAAAGGUGAGAGACAUGGACGAUGAUGCUUGCAAUCAUCUCCAAAUUUUAUGGGAAGAACUUGAGACAGUUGGAUUUGAUUUGUCAUGGUUGAAACCUCAUGUUCAAUCUGCCUUAGGCAUGAAAUCUCGUAUUGAGAGAGUUCUUGAAGUGAAAAGGUUGGAAGAGAAGGUGAUUUCUUUAGAAGAGAAAACAAAGGCUCUGAGAACGGAGAUGAUUGAAGCAGAGUUAAAUCUUGAAAUAACAAGAAGAGAAUUGGUGAAAGCAAAAGAAGACUUUGAAAACUGUGAUUUGGAUGCUAAACUGAGUUAUGGAAAACCAUCAAUUAUAUAUGUUAAUGAGUAA
Molecule: messenger RNA, 1047 nt
Organism: Vigna radiata var. radiata (mung bean)
Lineage: Eukaryota; Viridiplantae; Streptophyta; Magnoliopsida; Fabales; Fabaceae
Product: MATH domain and coiled-coil domain-containing protein At3g58270-like
Exons: 3
Coding region: 1-1047 (348 amino acids)
Molecular function (GO): protein binding
Source: RefSeq, a predicted model, not a curated record